CAUGACAUUGCAUCGUUCACCCAUCACUUGUGAGUAUCUGCUGUCCACAGCUCUCAUUCCUUCAGAGAAAAUGAGUUUGAGCCACAUAGAGACUAUGUCUCUAAGACACUCAAGUCCUCAAGAUACACGGAGAUCAUCCUGGAAGCCCUGGUUGUGCAUAGCAACAGCUAUUUUGAUUUGCUUCUUCAGUGCACUGGUCCUUACUUUGUUCCCACUCAAGACUGCUAAAGGAUUCUGUAUGGCUAAGUUUGGACCUCUACCCUCAAAAUGGCAGAUGGUAUCUCCUGAACCUCCUUGUGUGAAUAAGAUAUCUGAUUGGCAGCUGAAGAUACUUCAGAAUGGCUUGUACUUAACUUAUGGCCAAGUGGUUUUUGACAGAAACUACAAGGGAGUAGCUCCCUUUGAAGUGUGGCUACGUAAAAAUAAAGAUCCCAUACAAAUUCUAACAAACAACUCUCAAAUCCAAACUUUCGGAUGGAUUUAUGACUUUCACGCUGGAGAAACAAUUGACUUGAUAUUCAACAGUGAAGACCAGGUUCUCAAAAAUAACACAUACUGGGGGAUAGCUUUAAUACCAAAUCAUCAAUUCAUCUCCUAAGGAUUUGAUUGGUUUCUUCAUUCUCUUCAGCAUAUGCAAUGGUGCUUGUGAGGAGUUGGAGCGGGUAGAUUGUCAGUGCUUAUAGUUUGUCUGGGCAUACAUACCACCACAAAUAGAACUCCUCUGCAUGUGAGAUUUUCCCUCAUGCUUUCUAGAAAGAGACUCAAAGAAAGGGCCAAAGGCUUUUGGUUACCUGAGGUUGGGUCUGUAAAGAUACUGCAGUAAUCCAAAAUAAAAUGAGUUGGGGUGGAAGAGGACAGAAAAUUCUCAGAGAUUCUUUGUCUGAACUUUGAGUCUGUACAUAGAAAAAUGAAGUCUUAUUUCCAUGGGCACCUAACUUGGUUUGCAGAAAAAGAGAGGGCAGCAGGCUGUCCUUAUUCUCAUUUUCUUAAGCUGCUUUACUUUAUUCUUCUAUAUUCCCACCUCCCAUCCUCUGAGACUUUAUUAAUAUGGUCAGGCUGGUGAGGAGGCCACAGAUAUGUCAACAGCACCUUACUUUAGGUGUUGUGCUGUUAGAGGAUAGAGAGAACACUGAGAACUAUCAGGACAGAAGUGAGGAGGGCAGGAAGUAGAAUGUGAUUUUUCUGGGAAUUUGCCCUGGUUUCAUCAUACUCAGGAUGCAAGGUAUUUUAUUAAAUAUUUGGCCAAAGGAAUCAUUCCGAACCUUUAUUGGUGGGUUCACUGUCCAUGUCUCUGAACAUUGCCAAUGGUGAACUAAGUCACUGCAAGUAAUCAUUACAUUUAAACCCAGAAAUUGGCAUUACUAUUGGUGUAUUAUGUUAUUUAAUGAUUUUGUAUUUUGAGCAGGCUUUCCUCAGUUUCCAAAGUGUGUCCACAUAUCACAUGGCAACUUCCUGAAAGCUACAGGUGGCUUUGGCAAAAUUUUAGCAGUGAGAACAUAGAUGCAGAUGGACUGGAUAGGUAUCUUGCCUCACUGAGUAAAUGGGCUUUUUGCUGUUAUAUAUUCACACUAUCUCAGCUUUAUAACUGGUAUUUAAGCUGUCAUGCUAUACAUAUAUAAAAUUUAGCAAAUUCAGUUUUCAGGAGACGUACCCCCCUUUAGCCCAAGGUGGAUGAAGUGAAGUUAUAACAGAUCUUUCCUUUACCUGCGGUCUUAUUUUCCCUGUUCUGCAUGGAUCAGGGAACUCCAGGGUGCUGCUCAGGACUCGCUCCAACCAAAUCCCCUUCCUCACAUUAAAGAGCCCAUCUCAACGUGCUAACUUCUAAAAAUAGCACAUAACACUCAGUUCGAAAUUUUUGACUCAGUUAAAUUAGGUAUUUGUGUGUUCUUGUUGAAGGGUCUAUAAUCAAUGUAAAUUGUAAUCAAUUUAAAAGUUUUAUGGAUAAUGGUAAAAAGCCAUAUUAUGUUAAUUAAUAUAAUUAUAAAACUAACUUAAAGAUAUUUGUAUUGUAUUCAGUAAAAAUUACUUCGGGCAAGCUAAACUGUUUUUCUUAUAUUAAAAUCUGCUGAGUAGCUGUGCAGCUGUGGACCCACAUGUUUGUAUACAAAAACUUUUAUAUUUGCAUAUGUUCUCGUGAAAUUAAAUUGUGUCACAUAUAUUUAUAGAAACUUGGUUGCAUUGAUUUUUGUUGUAUUAAAAGCAGUAGUAUGCUGGAGUGGGCCAGAACUAACUCAUAUAAGCCAACUGUUAAAUUUUCAGGGAUUUAAUGUGCUGGUUAUUACAUAUAGUCAUCAUUGAAUUUGCCCGUGGUGGGAUUAUUUACACUGUGGGAAUUGGAAUAAAGAGUUUAUGACAAAGACUACAAAUCAGAGCUUUUCUUUCAGACAGCUGCCUGACUAGCACACCACUGUUUAUAAAAUUUUCCUAAUUUAACUCCUCUCUGUUCCUGCUUCAUUCCUGUGGAUGAUCAAGAUAGGUUUAGAGAGACAGUGAAAUUAUCAUAUGCACAGCCUAUGCCCAGCAUAGCACUGCUUCUCAGGGCAAGCAGAGAUUUUGCACUGCAGGAAGAGGGAUGGCUACUGGCAGAAGCUAUCCAAAUUUUCUUGGUGUUACAAUUUCAGCCCUUGUUUACAAUAUGUGCUCUGUUUCCUUGUCUGUAUUUUAAAACAAUAAUAAAAAUGUGUUAGUAA
Chinchilla lanigera (long-tailed chinchilla) is the source of this 2690-nucleotide messenger RNA. RefSeq names its product tumor necrosis factor (ligand) superfamily, member 18 (gene Tnfsf18). The record is from RefSeq and is a predicted model, not a curated record. Lineage: Eukaryota; Metazoa; Chordata; Mammalia; Rodentia; Chinchillidae. The coding region runs from base 2 to 598 and encodes 198 amino acids. The transcript has 3 exons. Gene Ontology annotation, biological process: T cell proliferation involved in immune response; tumor necrosis factor-mediated signaling pathway. Gene Ontology annotation, molecular function: tumor necrosis factor receptor superfamily binding.